This is a messenger RNA of Mycotypha africana, 396 nucleotides long. RefSeq lists its product as uncharacterized. The record is from RefSeq and is a predicted model, not a curated record. The annotation marks the transcript as partial. NCBI's taxonomy places the organism in Eukaryota, Fungi, Mucoromycota, Mucoromycetes, Mucorales, Mycotyphaceae. The transcript has 4 exons.
UUAGAUAAAUGGAAAAAACUGAAUGAAAAAGGCGAACAGUGUCUAUCGCAACACACGCUUGGCAAUCAGCCUUCUAACACGUUUGAGAAUAUUUUGGAACAACUCAAAGAAGUGUUAGACACAAUGAUCGAUGAAUAUACAUCGCUAGUGAAAACGGCGGGAUUUGAGGACAGUAAAGGCAGUAACGACAAUAACAGACUACCGUAUGAACUUCAGUUAAUAAGGGAUUGUAUCGAUAUGUUCGACCAAGAGUACGCGGUUAAAGAAUCAAUUAAGAGUGUCGUUAGUGGAGAAGGCUUUGCAACACAACAGCAUUUAGCGGGCUGUAUAGCUUUAUGGAAAGCUGAGUCUUAUUUAGACGAAGAUACCAUUGAGAAGAUUAAAGAAUUAAAAUAG